Messenger RNA from Alternaria viburni, 1602 nucleotides. RefSeq lists its product as uncharacterized. The record is from RefSeq and is a predicted model, not a curated record. Lineage: Eukaryota; Fungi; Ascomycota; Dothideomycetes; Pleosporales; Pleosporaceae. Bases 1 to 1602 code for a protein of 533 amino acids. The transcript is spliced from 3 exons.
AUGGAAUACUACGGCGAUGAUGACUAUGUCCGCGCCUCUCCAGGACUUACUCCGUUCCAACCUGAUUUGAAUAACCAACCUCCAUUGCCAUUCACCCCCUUGUGGCUGCCUCAAGACAUCAACGAGGCACCUCUAAGCUACAUUCACGUCGAACACGCUGGCGAUGGCCGAGAAGCACGGCAAAAGUUGUACAAGUCGUACAAGAAUGAAGCUCCGCAGCAUGAAUGGGAGUUCAUGGAUAGUCUACUGCUUCAUCAGAUGGCUCCAACAAAUCCACAGCUCACUCUCAAGAUUGGUUUGAGUGGUCGGAUCGAAUCCGGCAGUAGCAGUGACGGGUCAUUGUCUGAUGAGAGGGACAAUCUCUACUUAGAUUCCUUUGCUGGAGCUGAAUCUAAGUCUCAGGCAUCACAGACACCACUACCAUCGGAUCGCAAACCCAUGUCCCCACUACCACCACUAGCACCACUACCACCGGAUCACGAAUUCAUGUCCCCACUACCACCACUACGCUCGGAUCACGAACCCACAUCCCCACUACCCCCACCGCAUCCUUCCAUCACAACAAGAAGACAUAGACCCCGGAAACCUCGCUUAGGUUUACCAAUCACGCUUCACAAACAAGGAGUUCUGGCUACCGUCUUGGCGUGUGCAGACACUGGUGCAGAUGUCAAUAUCAUCUCGGACGAAGUAGCAAAGACUUUAGGAUACUCGGAGUACGAUGCUUUACCAGAGAAGAAGGAGUUUGCGCUAGCCAAUGGCAAGCUUGUCGAGGCUAUUGGCAUGAUCGAGUCAGUCUGCUCGUUUGGCAUUGAAACGGAGUCGUUGUUAACAAUGACUUGCGCAUUCUACGUCCUACUCAAAGCUGCGACACCAAUCAUCAUGGGGUUGAGUUUCUUAGAGCAAACAAAGACAAUGACCGAACACAGAGAGAGGCUUGUACGCGUCCCAACACCAGCUCUCCAGGCUCUGUCCGUAUGCUCCGUAGACAAACCAAGGUGGUUACUGUCGUGCGAGCUGAAUCAUAGAGAGACUUUAGCAACUCCAGACUCCGGCUCGGAGAUUGACCUGAUAUCGCCUUCGUUUGCGGCUGAACGCGGCCUCACAGUCUAUCCAGGGGAGGAAGCAAUUCAGAUGGCAGAUGGAAGCAUAGCAAUCACUGCCGGGUUCGUCCGUGUUGACAUGGCUGUCGCAUCGAUCAAUGCGUCGGGCCCAAAGAGCCAUCAGAAAAGCUUCAUUACAGUCGACUUGUUGUUACUGGACAGCCUCAGCCAUGAUCUCAUUGUGAGUGAAGACUCGUUGGAAGAACUUCAGGUGUUCACGGAACACUCAAGUGCUCUUAUACCUGCACCACAAGAAUCUGGACCUUUGGGAAUAAAUAGAAUUCGACACCUCGGGGCAAUAGAUCGCAUAGUGUCCUGGGUCAAGAAGAUGAUCAGAGGAUCGAGCUCUAGGGAUGGCGACGAUGAAUUGAUCAGCGUGAGAAUCAUCGCAGAGAACUUGAAGCUGCUCGAAUCGCAACUUUACCGGAUGAUGAACAACAGGUCGCUAUCACAGCUGAAGCGGUCACACAGCAGGCUUAUGCGGUUCGAAUUCGAGAUUUGA